Messenger RNA from Myotis lucifugus (little brown bat), 3722 nucleotides. It is a transcript of the gene NAA16, whose product is annotated as N(alpha)-acetyltransferase 16, NatA auxiliary subunit. Gene Ontology annotation, biological process: N-terminal peptidyl-methionine acetylation. The transcript is spliced from 20 exons. The record is from RefSeq and is a predicted model, not a curated record. Gene Ontology annotation, cellular component: cytoplasm; NatA complex. The coding region runs from base 44 to 2563 and encodes 839 amino acids. Lineage: Eukaryota; Metazoa; Chordata; Mammalia; Chiroptera; Vespertilionidae. Gene Ontology annotation, molecular function: protein-N-terminal amino-acid acetyltransferase activity; protein binding.
UUAUGAACAGAAGCAAUAUAAAAAUGGCCUCAAGUUUUGCAAGAUGAUUCUUUCGAAUCCAAAAUUUGCUGAACAUGGAGAGACUUUGGCUAUGAAAGGCUUAACAUUGAACUGUUUAGGAAAAAAAGAAGAAGCAUAUGAAUUUGUUCGUAAAGGACUUCGUAAUGAUGUCAAGAGUCAUGUCUGUUGGCAUGUAUAUGGACUCUUGCAGCGUUCUGAUAAGAAAUAUGAUGAAGCUAUUAAGUGUUACCGAAAUGCCCUGAAAUUAGAUAAAGAUAAUCUGCAAAUUUUGAGGGAUCUCUCUCUAUUGCAGAUCCAAAUGAGAGACCUUGAAGGUUACCGAGAGACAAGGUAUCAGCUUCUUCAGUUGCGCCCAACACAGCGUGCUUCCUGGAUUGGGUAUGCUAUUGCAUACCAUUUGCUGAAAGAUUACGACAUGGCACUAAAACUAUUGGAAGAAUUUAGACAAACUCAGCAAGUUCCUCUCAACAAAAUUGACUAUGAAUAUAGUGAACUGAUAUUAUACCAGAAUCAAGUGAUGCGAGAAGCAGAUCUAUUUCAGGAAUCUUUAGAACAUAUAGAAACAUAUGAGAAACAAAUAUGUGAUAAACUUUCAGUGGAAGAAAUUAAAGGGGAAAUGCUGUUGAAAUUGGGAAGAUUAAAAGAAGCCAGUGAAGUAUUCAAAAAUCUGAUUGAUCGGAAUGCGGAAAAUUGGUGUUAUUAUGAAGGCUUGGAAAAAGCUCUGCAACUUAGUUCCUUAGGACCUUUUCUCCCCCAUGGCACUUUAGAGGAGAGGCUUCAGAUUUAUGAAGAAAUUAGUAAGCAGCACCCCAGAGCAAUUUCACCUAGAAGAUUGCCUUUGAAUCUUGUCCCAGGUGAAAAAUUUAGAGAGCUAAUGGAUAAGUUCCUGAGAGUUAACUUCAGUAAAGGCUGCCCACCGUUGUUUACUACUUUGAAAUCUUUAUAUUACAAUACAGAAAAGAUUUCUGUGAUCCAGGAACUUGUUACUAAUUAUGAAGCCUCUCUUAAAACAUGUGACUUUUUUAGCCUUUAUGAAAAUGGGGAGAAGGAGCCCCCAACAACACUACUCUGGGUUCAGUAUUUCCUGGCACAGCACUUUGAUAAACUUGGGCAAUAUGCUUUGGCUCUGGAUUAUAUUAAUGCUGCAAUUGCUAGUACUCCAACUCUAAUAGAAUUAUUCUAUAUGAAAGCAAAAAUUUACAAGCAUAUAGGUAAUCUCAAAGAAGCUGCAAAGUGGAUGGAUGAAGCACAGUCUUUAGAUACGGCUGAUAGAUUCAUAAAUUCCAAAUGUGCAAAAUAUAUGCUUCGAGCAAAUAUGAUAAGAGAAGCAGAGGAAAUGUGCUCCAAGUUCACAAGGGAAGGAACAUCUGCCAUGGAAAAUCUAAAUGAAAUGCAGUGUAUGUGGUUUCAAACAGAGUGCAUUUUAGCUUAUCAGCGUUUGGGGAGAUAUGGGGAUGCCUUGAAAAAAUGCCAUGAAGUAGAAAGGCAUUUUCUUGAGAUAACCGAUGAUCAAUUUGACUUCCAUACAUACUGCAUGAGAAAGAUGACUCUUCGUGCCUAUGUUGAUCUUCUGAGAUUAGAAGAUAUGCUCAGAAGACAUGCCUUCUAUUUCAAGGCUGCUAGAUCAGCAAUUGAAAUAUACUUGAAAUUGUAUGAUAACCCCUUAACCAAUGAAAACAAACAACAAGAAAUAAAUUCAGAAAACCUGUCAGCUAAAGAAUUGAAGAAAAUGCUUAGCAAGCAGAGAAGAGCUCAGAAAAAGGCUAAAUUAGAAGAAGAGAGAAAGCAUGCGGAAAGGGAACGUCAACAAAAAAAUCAAAAGAAAAAAAGGGAUGAUGAAGAAGAAGAAGCCAGUGGUCUCAAAGAAGAACUUAUACCUGAAAAAUUAGAAAGGGUAGAAAGUCCAUUGGAAGAAGCUAUCAAGUUCCUCACACCACUUAAGAACCUUGCUGCUGAUAACAUUGACACUCAUCUAUUAGCAUUUGAAAUAUAUUUUAGAAAAGGGAAGUUUCUGUUAAUGUUGCAGUCUGUCAAACGAGCUUUUGCCAUAGACAGUAAUAACCCAUGGUUACAUGAAUGUCUAAUUAAAUUUUCUAACUCUGUGUCUAACCAUAGUAAUCUUCCAGACAUUGUGAGCAAAGUUCUAUUUCAAGAAAUGCAGAAGCUAUUUUUCAACAAGGAUUUGAAAAGUUUUAAUGAGGAUUUUCUCAAACAUAAUGCUACCUCUCUUCAGCAUUUACUUUCAGGUGCUAAAAUGAUGUAUUUUCUGGACAAGUCAAGGCAAGAGAAAGCAAUCGCCAUUGCCACUAGACUGGAUGAAACUAUAAAAGAUAAAAAUGUAAAAAUUUUAAUAAAGGUUUCUGAGGCACUGCUUGAUGGAAGCUUUGGGAACUGUAAUUCCCAAUAUGAAGAAUACAGGAUGGCCUGUCACAGCCUGCUCCCUUUCACGUCUGCUUUCCUGCCUGCUGUGAAUGAGGUCAGCAGUCAAAGUGCGGCACUAAACCAUAUGGCCAACUAUGAUGUCUUGGCAAAUGAAAUUUGAAAUCCCAUAGAAAAUGGGCUCCUAUAGAUUCAAAGCUGACUUCAGAUCAGGGUUCUUUUCAGGGUGUAUUUUAAUAUAAAUAUGAAGUGAAAUAAUUGGAUAGUUUUUUUCAAUGGAGUAUUCUGUAAGCUUAUUCUAUUUUUUAUCUGACUCUGCCAGUAUACAUAAGCAUCUGUUAAAAUGACCUGUUUAUACUUGUACAGUUUUCUUAAACUUUAGAAUUAUCAGCAUUAUGAUGGUGCUGUCACUUCUUUAUCAUAAAUAUGAUAAUUACAUUUUAAACUAAGGUGUAUACGGUCUCACUCUUAUUUUUUUUAGAUCCUGGUUUUAGACUCUAUGGUUUGAUCCCUUAUUGAUUUGUCUUAUUGUUUUUUUGCUUACUUUUUAAUGAAAACACAUCAGUUUUAAAGUGGUAACUAUAUGUAUGUUAAAAACAAUAUGGAACUUCUUUUGUCAGAUAUUGAGGUUUAGUUUAAAAUUUACUUCAGUUUGCCCUUUUUUUUCUCUUAAUUUUUUCCUGAUUUAUUAUUUUUUAAUAUACAUGAAAAUGAAAAUUUCUUUUGAUUCAGAAUGUGGGGAUUGGUUUGCCUCUUAAUCACUGAAAUUCACUGAUAAAUUUAUUGUGUAUCUCUAGGUCAGUCUUAAAAGUCCCACAAGCAAGAAUUAUGCUUUCUUGGCUAAAUUGCUUUGUGUAUUAAUAAAUAGUUUAUAUCUGAGUGGCAUAUGCCUCAAGGAAGCAUAAUAGAGCAGAAUAUAAAUUAUAAUGAAGCAUCUUUACUCUUGUAGUCAUACAUAGACUACUAAAUAUGUUUUUAUAUCAGCAGAAUGGGAAUUUAAUCUAUUAGUUUAAUUAUUAAAACAGUAUUGUCAGGCAAUUUUUGUGGAGGAUAGCUAUUUCCUUCUUGUAUAGAAAACGGUAGUGGAAUCAUUCAAUAUGUUUCUUGCAGAACUGUGUAAAUAUGUCUGUAAUAUGGAUACUUCCCUUUAAGGCAAAUAUAAAUUCAAAAGGGAGAUUUUAUUUAGAGAAAUAGUUCUAAUUAAUAUGAUUUUCUUUCACUCUAAGCUAUUUUAGAUUCAUAAUUAUUGAGAGAAAAACACUUACUGUAAAACAAUGUCAACCUAUAUAAAGCUGUAAUAAAUUAUUUUGUACAGAGCUGCU